AUGCAAGCAGCAUUAAGGGGAAGGAAGCACUACCCCACACAAAAUAUUCUUGCUGCUGUUGACUUUGAUCUGAAAUUUACUUAUGUCUUAGCUGGUUGGGAAGGGUCUGCUCAUGAUGCUACUUUUCUUGCUGAUGCACUAGAGAGGGAGGAUGGGUUAAGGGUUCCACCAGGAAAAUUCUACUUAGUAGAUGCUAGAUAUGCUUGUCGUCCUGGAUUCCUUCCUCCUUACCGUGGCAUUAGGUACCAUCUGAAAGAGUAUGGUGCUAGGAACUACCUAACCAACCCAAGGGAGUUGUUUAAUUUGAGGCAUUCAAGUCUGAGAGUUUCUGUUAAAAGGGCUUUUGGUGCUUUGAAGAACCGUUUUAGCAUAAUUGAUAAUAAACCAUUUCAUCCCUACAAGACACAAGUGAAGAUAGUACUUGCUUGCUGCAUAUUGUAUAAUUGGAUACUUGGGCAUGGGGUUGAUGAGGUAGUUCCUGCUGAGUUCUCAUGGGUGCCCAACAAUAAUGCAAGUCCUAGACAUGGGGUCCAGAUGGAUGACAAUGCUGUUUGGGCUCAAAGGGUGUGGCAAUUGGAAAUAGGAAUGGCUGAGAAGAUGAAUGCUGAGAUCCUUGCUGCUGAUGAGCUUGUUUUCCCUGGUGGGGUUGUUGGGGCUGUUGGGGCUGAUGGGGAUGAUGGGCCUGUUGGGGCUGAUGGGGCUGUUGGGGUUGUUCCUGGUGGUGCUCAGCAGAGACCUGCUAUGAGGUGGACAGAUGUGAUGUCUGGAUUUAUUCUUCACCGCAUGUGCCAGCUAAUUUCAACCGGUGUCAGGACUGAUAAAGGUUUCAAAGAAGUCCACCUCAACCAGGUUGCCAAGGCUCUGCAUGAGUUCAGUGGCAAUGAAGUCACUGGCACACAAGUGUAUAACCACUUGAGGAAGUGGAGGCAAAGGUGGGUUAAAAUCUCAAAGCUGAGAGAGUUGAGUGGAGCUCUGUGGGAUGGGGACAAUUCCAUGAUUCUACUUAAGGAGGAGCACUACAAUGGCCACAUCAAGGCACACCCCAAAGAUGUUGAGUACCUGAACAAGCCAAUUCAUCACUACCAGAAGAUGAUGGUCAUCUUUGGUAAUAGUCAGGCAACAGGUAAGUAUGCUAUGGGGUCAAAUGAGGCUCUUGGUAGUCCUUCUGACAUUGCUGACAGCCCAAUGAAGCAUGACCUGCCUGAGGAGCUUAAGAGUGGCAAGACUGAGGCAGCUUAUGUUUCCAAGUCAGAACCACUUGUUGGAAGCAAGAGAAAGAGGUCCAUGCUGUCAGAUGAGGAUGUCCUUGUGUUCACUGGCAUGACUGAUGCAGUGAACAAUAUUGCAGAUGCUAUACGUUCUACCAAGGUUGAGGAUUCCCACCCUGACUUGUAUGGUGCAUUGAUGUACAUGCCAGGGUUCAGUGAGGAAGCUCUAAUGGUUGCAUAUGGUCACCUGCUUAACAAUAAGGCCCAGGGAUCUGCUUUUGUGAAGAUGUCUGACUCACACCGUACAUCUAUAGCCUGGUAUGUUGUUCAUGUUGACCGACAACCUGGAGUUUACUCCAAUUGGGUUGAUGCCCAUGCUCAGGUCAGUGGCUACAAGGGUGCUUGCCACAAGAAGUACAAGUCAAGUGAAGAAGCAUUUGCAGUCUUCUACGGUCUUCAAAAUAAAGAGGUCAAGCCAACUGCAUCACAUGAACCUGUUGCUUCGAAGAAGAUGGAAUUAUGGAAUGUUAAAGAUGUAAUUAUAGUUGUUCAAUUUGUAAUCAUUGCCUUUUUGGUUUGCAAGUUGCUGUAA
Messenger RNA from Setaria italica (foxtail millet), 1800 nucleotides. RefSeq lists its product as uncharacterized. The transcript has 5 exons. Lineage: Eukaryota; Viridiplantae; Streptophyta; Magnoliopsida; Poales; Poaceae. The coding region runs from base 1 to 1800 and encodes 599 amino acids. The record is from RefSeq and is a predicted model, not a curated record.